CCAAAAAGCAGAUUUUAUCCUAGUUUGUUGUGUAUUUCUCAAAAAAUUUGUCUUGACUCUUGAGAUAUGAAUUAGCUGUUAAUAUUUUGCCCAUUUUAUUCCACAACAAGGCUUCCUCUAACAUAGAGAGCGCCUUAUUCAUGAUCCUGUGACCAAGUAGUCAGUAAGGAAUAUGCUUUCUCCUCUAAACCGAACGAGUGAGACAAGGAGCCUAAGUUAUUGAGACGGCAGCGCUAGUAUUUUACGAGGACAUUACAAGGCACAAGCGAAGAUUAAAUUUGUUAAAGGCCAAUGAGAAAGGACAAAGCAUACAUUUCUUUUAUAAGUUUCAUUAAGAAGCCCCCUUUGAAGGAGGAGAUCAAACCUAGGCUGUCUCAAAUUGCUCAUUUUAGGGGUGAGAGGUGGUCAUCUCCAACGAUUAAAUGUCUACGCUGAGGCUGGGUGCCAAGGUAACCAUAAUCACAGGUGCUGCCAGCGGCAUCAGUGAGGCUGCUGCAAGGCUAUUUGUAAAAAACGGAGCCCGUGUUGUAAGUGUUGUAAUUGCCGACGUCCAAGACAAGCUCGGUCACGAUGUAGUAUCCUCCAUAGGUGAAAACCACUCUAGUUACAGACAUUGUGAUGUGACAGAUGAGAACCAAGUGAAAGAAACUAUAGAUUUCACUUUGUCUAAAUAUGGUGGCCUGGACAUAAUGUUUAGUAAUGCCGGGUUCCUCGGCCAGAUCAUGAGCAUCAUGGACAUGGACAUGGGUGAGCUAGAUACAAUAAUGGCCAUCAAUCUAAGGGGGGCAGCCUCCACGAUGAAGCAUGCAUCUCGAGCAAUGGUUGAGAGGGGUGUUCGUGGCUCGAUUAUAUGCACCACUAGUGUGUCGGAUUCUUUAGGAGGCCUUGCUCCUCACUCGUACACAGCAUCGAAGCAUGCAUUGUUGGGGCUCGUGCGCUCAGCCUCGAGUGAGCUCGGAAAACAUGGUAUUAGGGUAAAUUGUGUUUCCCCUUAUGGGGUGGCCACUUCCUUGGCUUGUGGCCUUACUGGUGUGAGUUCUGAUGAGAUGGAAGCAAUGACUAGUGCUGUAUCCAACCUGAAGGGGAUCAUCCUUAAGCCUAGGCACAUUGCUGAAGCGGCUAUUUUCCUUGCAUCGGAUGAGUCAGCUCUUGUCAGUGGGCAUAAUUUGGUUGUUGAUGGGGGAUUUUCUGUUGUAAAUCAUAGUUUUCCUCUAUUUAGGUGAUUUUUUUUUUGGCAAAUCAACGGGGAGAGGGCCUUGACCCUUGGUAAGAAUUGAGCCUAGGACGUAGCGUUUCAAAUCGUCAAAUACUAACCAAUUAAAC
Messenger RNA from Amborella trichopoda, 1323 nucleotides. RefSeq names its product short-chain dehydrogenase reductase 3b. The record is from RefSeq and is a predicted model, not a curated record. Lineage: Eukaryota; Viridiplantae; Streptophyta; Magnoliopsida; Amborellales; Amborellaceae.